GCUUUUCUCUGUGGCCACCUGGAAAAAGCCAUGUAAGAUCCCUGGCUUGUCAAAACAUAAAAUAGCCUACAGAAGUAAUUAGAUUUAAUAACCGGUAAUCCAAAAUUUGAAAAACAUCUUAAUUUAUUCUGGAGGAAUAUCUGUGGAUUUAUAAGUGAAAACGACGAGUCCGAGAAGACGCUGACAUAGAAGAGGACAUAAAAAAAAUUAAUAAAAGUUUAUGUAGCUAAAGUUUGAAGUUGCGCACCGGAACCUCAUGGACACGCUGAGAAAUCCCCAAACCAACUCCAAAAGAAGAACCCCCCACAAGUUCAGCACCAAGGAUAUCUCCAAUCAGUUUUGAUGUCAGGUGAAGGUGAAGUCAGACUGACGGAGGUUUUAUCUUUAGCCAGGUAACAUACUGAAACAGCUUUACUUUCCGAGAGGUGCGUUUUUGGGCUGCGGUGAGGCAUGAGUGGAGGUCGCUUUGAGUUUGACGACGGCGGAGCUUAUUGCGGAGGGUGGGAGGGAGGCAAAGCCCACGGCCAUGGCAUCUGCACCGGACCCAAAGGCCAGGGCGAGUUCUCCGGUUCCUGGAACUACGGCUUCGAGGUGGUGGGAGUCUACACCUGGCCCAGUGGAAACACCUACGAGGGGUACUGGUCGCAGGGAAAGCGUCACGGUUUGGGAUUAGAGACCAAAGGACACUGGAUUUACAAAGGGGAAUGGACUCACGGCUUCAAAGGGAGAUAUGGGAUCCGGAUCAGUGUUGGCAGUGGAGCAAAGUAUGAAGGAACAUGGAAUAAUGGGCUUCAGGAUGGAUAUGGGACAGAAACGUAUGCUGAUGGAGGUACUUUCCAGGGUCAGUUCACUGGUGGGAUGCGGCACGGUUAUGGGGUCCGUCAGAGUGUCCCCUAUGGCAUGGCAGCAGUUGUCCGCUCCCCCCUUCGUACCUCGCUGACCUCCCUUCGAAGCGAGCACAGCAACGGCACCGUAUUGCAGCAAGACAUCCCCAUCAUUACCACCACCAACGCCUCAGGUGAGGAGACACCCGUCCCCACCCCUACCCACCUGGGACCGUCCCGUGGAGGCUUCGCCCUCACGCUCCAGGUGGACCCAGAGGCUGUGAAACCCAAGAAGAAGGGCCUGUUCCGCAGGGGCUCCCUGCUGGGUAAGCUAAAGAAGUCAGACUCAAGUUCCUCGCUGUCAAGCCAGAAGAGCAAGAUCAGCUUCCUGAGGACAGAAUCGGCUCUCAGCUCCAACGCCAGCGACACCAACUCCACCAUCAGCAUCGGGGAUGAGAGCCUGGCCGGAGCUGAGGAUUUCCCCCCAGUGGAGGCAGACAUUGAUGCCACUACCACGGAGGUCUACAUGGGAGAGUGGAAGAACGACAAACGCUCAGGAUAUGGAAUAAGUGAAAGGUCCAGCGGGCUGAAGUACGAGGGUGAGUGGCUGAACAACCAGAGACACGGCUACGGCUGCACCACCUUCGCCGAGGGAGGGAAGGAGGAGGGCAAGUACAUGAACAACAUGCUGGUGAAGGCCAUGAAGAAGAGGGUGAUCCAGCUGAAGGGAACCAAGAUCAAGCACAAGGUGGAGCGGGCGGUGGAGGGCGCUCAGAGGGCCGCAGCCAUCGGCAAGCAGAAGGCAGAGAUCGCUGCUUCCAGGACGGCCCAUUCAAAGGCCAAGGCAGAGGCAGCUGAACAGGCCGCCCAGGCCGCCAACAGUGAGUCCAACAUUGCCAGACUGGUGGCCAAAGAGCUCUCUCCUUCUUUCUACCAGCCAGGUCCUGAGUAUCUGAAGAAGAGAGUGUUACAGGAGGUCGUGGAGGGCAUUGAGAAUGCAGACCCUGUUAUGCAUGAGCCGCUGCUUGCUGAAGAGGAGCCCCUGCCCACGCCACCCGAAAGCCCACUAAUGAAUGAACUGGACAGUCUCAUGCCUGGCUCAUCACCAGGCCGCACCCCCUCCCCCAGCCCAGGCAUCAUCAGCAAGGAAGACCCUAAACUCCUCAGUCCAGGAAGCUGGAAUGAAGACAAAACCAGUAAAGAUGGUGGCAGUAAGGGUAGCAGUAAACCCAACAGCAGGUCCAACAGUCGCCCCACCACCCCUUCAAUCUCCAUAUCUGCUCCCGCCUCGGCUGCACCUGAGGGCGGAGGUGCCCCCAGCAACCGAGGCCCCUCUCGCACCCCCAGCCGUCAGAGCAGCAAGAACGGGCAAGGCUCUGACCUGGAGAUCAAGCCCCUGCAGAAGUUAGACACCGAGGCAAAAGCUCCAGACGUCACUCCUGCUGCUGCUGCUGCCCCUGUAAGAAAUAGCCUCAUCUCUCCAGAUGAAGAAGAAGCCCCGCGCCCCAGCUCCAGGGUGUCCUCCAAAGCUGUCACCCCCGAGCCUAAAACCACUGAGGUCAAAACUGAAAGACCGCCAUCAGUCCACGAACGAGCGCUGUCUGUCUCUGAGAACAAAGUGGAGUCCAGGGAGGUGAGCAGGCCUUCCAGCAAAGCAGAAACAAAGCCAUUACCAAAACGACAACCCAGCCCAGCUCCACCUCCAAAACCUGCACCCAAUCUUGAGCCUAAAAUGGUACAAAAGCAAGUGGAAGCCAAAGCCAUUGUUGCCAAAACACCUCCGAAGGUGGAGCCCAAAGCAGAAACCAGAAUGAAGGCCAUGGUGUCGAGCCCAAGUAACGAGGUGACUGCAGAGUCUUUGGAGCUGGAGGGCCCAAACACCAUAAUGAUCUGCAUGGUUAUCCUGCUCAAUAUUGGCCUGGCCAUUCUCUUCGUACACAUUUUGUCAUGAGAAACUGUCCACCACCUCAGCAGGUCACCAACAGUGUUGGAGAGAGAUGGCCUGCCUCCUCCUCAGUUAGGACCAGAGAUCAAAGAGACCGCUGAGGAGGAAAAGAUGCCUUCCGCAGACAGCUGCAGCUCUUCUGUAGGUGUUUGUUGGUGUGACUGCGUGAGGCUCUGUGAAGCUCCUCUCUUUCCAGAGGUUUAACAAACUGAAGGACAUUGAAUGACUGAAACAAUUCAGUAAAUCUGAAUAUGAUGAUGUUUGCAUGUUAAAGUCAGGGCUGCAUGUUGUCUGUAUGAGUAUGUUCGCUGUGCUUACACUGGAGAAGCAGGGUCUCAGUUCACCUUCAUCGCAGUUUGUCACAAGCGUGUCAACAUUUUUGCAAAAGGAGGCUUUUAACUCAAUCUUUAUUUGGCACAAGCGGCCUGGCUCUCACAACACAGAUUCAGGCAGAUUAGACACUCGCUACAUAAUUAUGUUUUAUCCCAAGAUCUGUUUGUAUUAGGUAGUUGACAGCUAAAGGAAUGUUGAUAACAUAUGCAGACUGAAUAUUCUCUCCACUAUGCCUUAAACUUGAUUGUUGAGACACAAAUGUGUGAAAGAUUAGGGAAUGAUUUAUCUGCAAUGUGGUAAAAAAGCUGAGAAAUAUUCAUUGGGUAGUCAUAAAUGUGUGUGUCUGUCGCAUCAAAAAACUCUCCAGAAAAUACUGCUGAAAUAGCAAAAACUGUAAUCCAACAAUGCUGUAAAGCCAAGUUAUUGUUUUCAUCUUGUUGCUCUUCACUCUCUUAGGAAAGAGUCCAUCAUGAGUUACAUUUCGGUUAAAUGCAUCCUGCAAAAUCUGCAUUUGAGACUGUGGUUUACUACACUGUGAAAUUUUCUAUAUUCACUUGGGAUUUAUAUGCAUUAAUUGUCAUUCUGCUGCUUUGGUUUGGGAGCUGAUGAACCAAAUAGAUAAGGAAAAUAGGGAGCUUAUGAGUGCCACUGCUGUUGUGUAUGUACUGUAUUUACCUGUGGUAUUUGUCAUACAGUGCUGUUUAGCGCACAGGUGGUUUUCAAUGAGAGUUGCAUAUGUUUUGCAAUAUAACAAGUAAGUAGAAAAUAAAGGCUGGGGUUUAUCUUAUUAAAAACAAUCACUGUAUGUUGAUCUAAGGUUGCUCAAUCUACAGAUUUAUAUUAAUGCAAUAGCAGCAACAGGAGGUGGGCUGGGAUGUGAGCUGUUGUAGCAUUUACUGGUUUCAUAUAUGUUUCAGUGUAGAAAACUGUCCCCACUGUUCCACCGCAUUAUAUUCAAGGCCUGUUGUGCUUUAGAGCCAAAUAUGAGUUCAACUUUUGUACGCAUGAGGGCACUUUGUGUGUGUCUGUAUUUUUGUACCAUUGUGAAGUACACGUCUUUU
Molecule: messenger RNA, 4163 nt
Organism: Micropterus dolomieu (smallmouth bass)
Lineage: Eukaryota; Metazoa; Chordata; Actinopteri; Centrarchiformes; Centrarchidae
Gene: jph2
Product: junctophilin 2
Exons: 6
Coding region: 451-2775 (774 amino acids)
Cellular component (GO): sarcoplasmic reticulum; endoplasmic reticulum membrane; junctional membrane complex
Source: RefSeq, a predicted model, not a curated record